Molecule: messenger RNA, 1332 nt
Organism: Penicillium atrosanguineum
Lineage: Eukaryota; Fungi; Ascomycota; Eurotiomycetes; Eurotiales; Aspergillaceae
Product: NADH:flavin oxidoreductase/NADH oxidase
Exons: 1
Coding region: 1-1332 (443 amino acids)
Cellular component (GO): intracellular anatomical structure
Molecular function (GO): NADP binding; NADPH dehydrogenase activity; FMN binding
Source: RefSeq, a predicted model, not a curated record
AUGGGGUCAACUGCUUUCCGUUCGCCGCAAGUGGUGAAAGCCGAGGGCGUGCCCUACUUCACCCCUCAAAACAAUGGCGGCGCCGCACUGAAUCCCCAGAACCCCGAAACGCCAACGUUGUUUCGUCCGCUGGAAAUCCGCGGUAAGAUGCUCAAAAAUCGCAUUAUGGUGGCGCCCAUGUGUAUGUACUCCGCGGAGUCAGACCCUAGCUCUCCUGCGGUAGGCGCCUUGACGGAUUUCCACAUAGCUCAUCUCGGUCAUCUCGCAUCGAAGGGUGCCGGUCUGGUCAUAAUCGAGGCGACGGCGGUUCAACCAAAUGGACGAAUCUCCCCAAACGACGCCGGACUCUGGCAGGAAGGAACGGAAUCGGAGCAAUUCAAAGGUCUGCGCCGUGUGGUCAAUUUUGCUCACAGCCAGGGUGCCAAAGUUGGGAUUCAGCUUGCCCACGCUGGCCGAAAAGCUAGUACCGUGGCACCCUGGCUGUCUUCCGAGGGAAAGAGAAGUAGCAUAAAAGCGGAUGAAAGUGUUGGUGGCUGGCCAUCCGAUGUUGUCGGUCCGAUGGGCGGCGAGGGGCAGAUGUGGGCUCCUGGCGACGUCAAAUACUGGCCUCCUCGGGAGCUUAGCACGCAGGAAGUAGAGGAAGUUGUGCGUGCUUUUGCGCAAAGUGCCAAGCUUGCGGUGGAAGCGGGGGUCGAUGUGAUUGAGAUACAUGGGGCGCAUGGCUAUCUGCUGAACCAGUUCCUAAGUCCGGUCACAAAUCGCCGCACUGAUAAAUAUGGCGGCAGCUUUGAGAACCGGAUCCGUCUGGUGUGUGAGGUUUGCACUGCCAUCCGUGCCGCUGUGCCAUCCGGAACCCCUCUGUUUCUUCGGAUCAGCGCCACAGAGUGGCUAGAAGACCAACCUAUUUCAGCGGAAACGCGGAGCUGGGAUAUGGCCUCAUCAAUCGAACUCGCCAAAUUACUUCCCGAGCUUGGUGUGGACUUGCUGGACGUCAGUUCUGGGGGCAACCACAAAGAUCAAAAGUUCCAGCCACACACAAACUACCAAAUUGACCUGGCGGGUCGAAUUCGCAAGGAGAUACGUGCGAUCGGCCAGAAGACCCUGGUGGGCGCCGUCGGCCUUAUUACGGAGGCCGAUGCGGCCCGCCGUAUCGUGCAGGGUGCGGAUGAGGCGCAUGCCGCAGAGACAAUGCUCACAGGACAAGAGCCCAAGGCCGACGCUGUGCUGAUGGCCCGGCAAUUCCUUCGGGAGCCUGAGUGGGUAUUUACAGCGGCAAAGAAGCUCGGGGUUGAGAUCUCGGUUUCCUGGCAAUUUGCUCGUGGCCUACUGUGA